CAUCCAUCGAGCUCCUCACCGAAACCCCCUUCCCUAACAUUGUUUGCGAAAUAUCUCGCAUUUUGUUUUACAUCAUACAAUAGGCCAAUUAGACUCCCGGUUCAAGCGAAAAACCAAUUGGGAAGAUUGGAAAGAAGCUAAGAGGGGAAGAGCGGUAGAAAUCAAAGAAUAGGUGUAUGAGCUGAUAAGAAUAAUCCCCGAACUCGCUCAAGGCCUACUCAAGGCCUUUAGAGAAACAAGCCAGCAGUUACUUACACUCCAAAUAGACAAGGAAAUUCGCUUUCUGGACGACCGCAACGACAAGCUCAGCUCAAGCCAGGAGAUCGAUUCGCUAGAGGGAGUGCAGGGGAGACUUGAGCCGCAAAACCCGCAUAUCCAAAUAGUAACCUAGAGGGUGUACGGUAUUACAGAUUGGAAAUUAUGCGGCGGUUUAUGCGGGCGGGCGUGCAGAGGAUACGGGGCCCGGAUAAUCCGAAUAGAUUAAGGGCCAUCGAUGACAAAGGCGUGGCGCGGCAAAAGCAGAGAAAGUACGGUGAAGCCGAGGUGAUGCAUCGACGUGCAUUGGCUGGCAGAGAGAAAACUCUAGGGCUGGAUCAUCGAGAUACCUUACAGAGUGUCAAUAAUCUCGGUACGACUCUGCAUAGUCAAGGAAAGUACGAGGAAGCUGAGAUUAUGCAUCGACGUGCAUUGGCGGGCAGAGAGAAAACGCUCGGGCUCGACCAUCAAGAUACCUUACAGAGUGUCAAUAAUCUCGGUACAACUCUGCGUAGUCAAGACAAGUACGACGAAGCUGAGAUCAUGGAUCGACGUGCAUUGGCGGGUAGAGAGGAGUUGCUCGGGCUAGACCAUCGAGACACUUUACAGAGUGUCAAUAAUCUUGGCAUGACUCUGCGUAGUCAAGGAAAGUACGACGAAGCUGAGAUCAUGGAUCGUCGUGCCUUGGCGGGUAGAGAAGAGGUACUCGGGCUAGACGAUCAAGAUACUUUACAGAGUGUCAAUAAUCUCGGUACGACUCUGCAUAGUCAAGGAAAGUACAAGGAAGCUGAGAUCAUGGAUCGUCGUGCAUUGGCGGGUAGAGAGGAGUUGCUCGGGCUAGACGAUCCAGAUACCUUACAGAGUGUCAAUAAUCUCGGUGCGACUCUGCAUAGUCAAGGAAAGUACAAGGAAGCUGAGAUUAUGCAUCGACGUGCAUUGGCCGGCGGAGAGAAAACUCUCGGGUUUGACCAUCAAGACACCUUACAGAGUGCCGAUAAUCUUGGCGCGACUCUGCGUAAUCAAGGAAAGCACGACGAAGCUGAGAUCAUGGAUCGACGUGUAUUGGCGGGCAGAGAGAAAGCGCUCGGGUUAGAUCAUCGAUAUACCUUACUGAGUGUCAACAAUCUCGGUACGGCUUUGCGUAGUCAAGGAAAGUACGACGAAGCUGAGAUCAUGUAUCGACGUGCACUGGCGGGUAGAGAGAAAACGCUCGGACUAGAUCAUCCAGAUACCCUACAGAGUGUUCAAGAUCUAGGUGUGGCCCUGUAUCGCCAGGAAAAGUACGACGAGGCGGAGAUCAUGCACCGGCGUGCUUUUGCUGUCCUUGAGAAAACGCUCCGGGUGGAUCACCUGGAUAACUUGCAUAGUGCCAGUACUCCAGGUGCGGCGUUGCACGAUCAGAAAAAGAAAAGCGAAAUGGAGAUUAUGCAUCGAAAUGCAGCAGCUGGGGGGAGCGCGCAUAGAUCACGUCGCCCGGACGCCCUCCUAGGUGUUGUUGGACUAGCUGUGACGCUUCUUGCUGCGAGAAAAUAUGAAGAAGCUGAGAUCAUGUAUCGACAGGCCCUAAGGACUAUGGAAAAGGCUCUUGGACCAGAUCAUCCAGAUACCCUUGACACUAUGAAUACGCUCGGCGAAACGCUACUUGAGCUGGAAAAGUAUGACCAAGCGGAGGCUAUAUGCCAACGCGCAUUAGCGGGCAGAGGCAAAUCUCUAGGAGGAGACCAUCCAGCUACCCUUACAAGCGCCGAUAACGUUGGUCGGACAUUGUACCAUCAGAGAAAGUACGAAGAAGCGGAGUUGAUGUUUCGAUCUACGCAGGCGGGCAGAAAAAAGGUCCUCGGACUAUAUCAUCCAGAUACCAUACUGAGUGUUCUUCGCCUAGGUGUGACACUACUUGAUCAGAAAAAGUAUGGAGAAGCCGAGAUCAUGUAUCGACAUGCCCUUGAGGUUAUGGAGAAAGCCCUGGGGCCCGAUCAUCCGGAAGUCCUUGACAGCAUCAAUACGUUAGGUGAGACGCUUCUGGAUUUGAAAAAGUAUAGCGAAGCGGAAGUUAUGUGUCGACGUGCGCUGGUAGGCAGGGAGAAGACGCUUGGACCAGACCAUCGGGAUACCCUCAUAAGUGUCAAUAAUCUUGGUUUGGCGCUGCGUAAUCAGGAUAAGCACCACGAAGCGGAGAUCAGUUAUCGACGUGCGGCGAUGGGUGCCGAGAAGACGCUUGGGCUUGACCACCCAGACACCUUAAUGUGCAUAUAUAAUCUGGCUGGGACGUUGCACAAACAGAGAAGGUACGACGAGGCGGAGGUAAUGUAUCGGCGUGUGCUGGGAAGACGAGAGGGGGUUUUGGGGCUGGGUCAUCGACACACUAUUCGUAGCCUGAUUAAGCUAGGCACGGUACUCUAUGAGAAUGGAAAGUACAAGGAAGCGGAGAUUAUGUAUCGACUUGCAGUUACUAGGGCGGAGAGAUAUGGGGCCGGGCCAUCCUUCGACUCGAAAACCUUUUAAUUACCCCUCGACGUUUCUUUAUGCUCGGACGACAAGUGCCUUGGACGCAGCAUAUUGGCGAAGAUGAAGGCUUUGGGCUUACUCAGGGAUCAAAUCAUGUUGCCUGUUAUUUCAUGCAUCUUAAUCUUUUAAAUUUCUUUUUCCCCCAGCGUUUCCAGCUGUUAUAACGUCUAGUUCUUUUUGGUGGUGGAGAUGUUGGGUGAUCUAACUUUGCGAUAGGAGUUAAUUUAGCUUUGUAAUCUAAGAUCUAGUAAUUUAUUCCUUCCAUGUGA
Messenger RNA from Tuber melanosporum (Perigord truffle), 3029 nucleotides. RefSeq lists its product as uncharacterized. The record is from RefSeq and is a predicted model, not a curated record. Gene Ontology annotation, cellular component: kinesin complex. Gene Ontology annotation, molecular function: protein binding. Lineage: Eukaryota; Fungi; Ascomycota; Pezizomycetes; Pezizales; Tuberaceae. The transcript is spliced from 3 exons. The coding region runs from base 1555 to 2757 and encodes 400 amino acids.